AUGACUCAGAAUCCCAUGGAGAAUUCACAGAUCACUCCUAUCGAUGAGGAGCUGUUCACGCAUGAGAAUAUAAAGAAAGAACGAGAGCGAGCCUUGAAUUUCGCUCUGCAGAGCUAUGACCCAUCCAAGAGAAUCCAAGGAAGGACCCCGUGCUAUGGCUAUCACGCUGGCCCCGACUGGAUCCUCAAACGUGCCGCCAAGGCCUGCAAUAAUGGACAGCCACUUGCUGAGACACAGCUUGAUAGUGCAGCGAUGGGUAUCCUCGAGUUCAUCCGGACGAACACCGGCAUUAAGGGCCUAUAUUGGACUGGGUAUUACACCGAGGACUCCGACGGCAUCCCCACAACAUUUCUCGCGAUAUUCGAUCGCGAUCGGGUCGAUAAAACCAUCAAAGUGUGCCCUCCUAUGUUUUGUUUGAUGAGGAUCAAAGAGCUUCUCAAGGAAGACCAUUACCCAGUAUGGGAGUAUAUGGUCAAUUCUCUCUAG
Messenger RNA from Gloeophyllum trabeum ATCC 11539, 486 nucleotides. RefSeq lists its product as uncharacterized. The record is from RefSeq and is a predicted model, not a curated record. NCBI's taxonomy places the organism in Eukaryota, Fungi, Basidiomycota, Agaricomycetes, Gloeophyllales, Gloeophyllaceae. The transcript is spliced from 3 exons. Bases 1 to 486 code for a protein of 161 amino acids.